AUGGAAUCUAUAACUUCCGCAGAAGAAUUAACCAAACUGUUACGUGCUAAGAAUACUACCACUGCUCAAGUGUAUGACAUUGUAUCAAAAUUUAAUAAUCUACCGAUAUAUUUCCCACACAAAGAGAUUUUUGUACUUGAAUUAAUCCAGGAUAGAUGGAAUGAUCAGAAAAGAGAUGAUUUUAAAGUUGAUUAUAAAAUAUGGGAAUUAUUUAAUUCAAUGUGGAUAAAGAUCAAAGAUCAAAAUCUAUUGAAAAAGCUAUUUAAAAAUCUGAAAUUUGGCUCAUUACUAAUUAAAUCUUUAAAAUUGAUCAAAGAUUCAAAUAAUUCAAGCCUUUUUUUGAAAAAUCUAUUGAAUACAGUUAUAUUAAUUAAUUCAACAUCCACAAUAGAUAUAUCAUUUGAAAAUUCUUGUAAGAUUCUUGCACAAAUAUUAAGUCUGUUAUCUUUGAAAAACAGUGGAAAUCAGCUAUCUGAUAAUGACAGAGACCAAUUAAUUACUGAAAUUAUCUAUCUAUUAGAUAUCAAUAAUGUAACUGACAUAAAUAGUAAAUUAGCCAAUGUUUAUACAAAUGAGCUGCUAUUAGCCACAUUAAAAUAUAUUAUUCAGUUCCAAUCUAAUUCUGUCUCAAAUUCUGGUUCAAUUGGGGUUUUAAGACAUUUAUUAGAUAAUUUCGUUUUUGCAGAUAAUUUGCCAUCUUUGCAAUUGUUAAAAAGGUUCUUCAAAAAUCAAUCCGAAAACGUUGAUAAAGAUUCAGCCAUAUUAUUAUUUAAAAUAUCGAUAUCAUUUUUAUCAAGAGGUAACUUUAAACAAUUAGAAGAAGUUUUUAAUUUUGUUGUUGCUUGUCAACCAAGGGUUACCCCAAUCCUUUUAAAAGAAUUAUCUACAUCCAAAAAGACAUUAUCUCAAGAGUUUUUAGAAAAUUUAUUCAAUACCACCUUAAAGAAUGCUAGAAAAAAUAGUGAUCAUUAUAACGAUCCGGAUUUUUGGUCUUUAUUAUCUCAUAUCCUAGAUCUAGAUAUUGAAAUUGGUAUUAAAGAUUUUGAUAUUUUAUUGAAUCUAAUAAAUGAUCAAAAAAAUAGCAAUGAAUCUUCCACCAUGAAUAUAUGGUCCAAAGUCAUAUCCUGUCAUAUUAACGCAAGAGAAUACCCUGAAUUUUUAUCCAAAUGGCAAUCUUAUUGUUAUAACUAUACAGAAACAAAUAAAGAUAAACCACCGCUUUGUUUUUUAUAUGACAAAAAAUAUACUGAUUUUCUAAGUAAUAACAUGGUCACGUUAUCAACUACCCAAAUAAAAGAUCUUUUUAGUGAUAUGGUUGAUUUAAUAACUGGUGAAAAUAUUAUUCAUAAUGACUUUAAUAAAAAUUUUUUAAGGGUCUACUUAUCUGGACUACCUAAAUUGGAACACCAUACCCUGAUGGACAUUAAACCAAUGCUCUCUAAAAUCUUUGAAACGGAAUCUUCAACUGAUCUUUGGGAAAUAAAAUAUUUAAUAAUGGAUGUAUAUGAUGAUAUUUUACCAAUUGAACAACUUACAGAUUUCACAUCCAAAACCUUUACAAAUUUAGCAAGUAAUACUGGCUUAUCAAGCAACCUCUUCUAUUAUUUCUUUAAAUUAAGAGAAUACCAAGAAUUUGAUUUUACUACUAUUGAAGAAGAAUUAAUUAAAUAUAUCAAAUCCACUGAUAGCAAUACAAAAUCUGUAAUACUGUUGAAACUUUUUACUAACUGGUCUUCUAUUAUUAAUAGCAUUUUUUCAAGAGAUAAUAUCAAAACUUUGGUACAUUUUCUUUGCAAAUCUCAACAUAUCCAUAUCUUAAAAUCGUUAUUUUUAAAUGGGGACUUUUUUGAAGAAGAAAAUAUCAUAUUCUAUUUGGUAGAUGAAUUGAUACUAUUAUAUGCUGAUGAGAAUGCUAUCAUCUACUUGAAUUCUAUCCCAUCUCCGUGUAUUAAUAAGAGUGCCAGAAUUUCACUUAUCAAUAAUUUAACGUCAAAAGAAACAUUAACAGAUUUAGACAUUUCUUUCCUAUGCAAAUUGCUGGAGAAUCCAACCCAUAAAUCAGUCUUAGAGACAGACUUUAAUCAAUUGAAAGACUUUAUUUCUAAAAACAAUAAAAAUAUUGAUAUAUUCACCACAAUUUGGAAUAAUUAUACUUCUCAAAUCAAAGAAUCUAUUAGCCAGACUUUUAUCAAUAUAACUAUCGAUAAUAUUCUACAGAACUUAUCAAAUAGUGAAGUUGCGUCUGUUUAUCAUCAACUGGCUUUGAGUGUAAUUCAAACUACACCAACUGAUAUUAUUGAUAAUCUAAGAGAUAUAUAUACUCAACUAUACCUUGAAAAAAUAACACGUCUGGAUCACCUAGAUGAAAACAAACGUCUUUGGAUAUUAAACUCUUUAUACCGAAUCUCUAAAGUUAUUGUUUUCAAUAAUGCUCAAACCAUUGAAAUCACUAAUAUUAUCACUAAAUUAGUGAAUGACAAGAAUGCAAUGUCAAAUAUAAAACUGUUAGAGGCAUUAUUUUUAUUAUAUUGUUCAUUGUAUAAUGAAAGCUUAAUUUAUUUGUAUCCACAAUACAUGACACUUAGAGGGUUACAUGUAUCAAGGGAACCUAUGUUACUGGCCUUAUCUGAUGUUUUAAUUAAAGUGAAAAAAGCAAAUAUUGCCGAUUUUAAUGACGGGUUCAUUAUGACAAUUAAUUCAAUCAAUGAAGAUGGCUCAACCUUUUAUCUUGAUUCAAUUCUAGAGCUAUAUGAACUUCAGAUUAAUCAUAUUGAAAAAGCAAAUGUUGUUGGUUGCCAUUUGUUUGUCAAAUCUUUAUCAAUCCUCUUAACUAACCUUGAAAAAUUUAUCACAUUCUCACCUCAUGUCAUAUCGAUUCUAAAAACUUUACAAGCGUUAGAAAUAUCUAAACCAUACCUUUUCAAUCAAUUUGCUAUAGAAACACUAUUUCCAUUAUCAUUAAAAAUCAAUCUAUUAUUCAUUCAAAAGGGUAAUAGCCAUAACAAUGAAAUCUUCUUAAAUUCAACCAAGAUCAUAUCCAAUGCUAUCUUAAUUCAUAGGGUCAAAUUAUCUAAUCGUAACCAUUUGGUAAUUUCUUUGUUCUGUCGCUUAUUGGAAAUAAUUUCAAGGAGUAAAGAACUCAAUUUAAAUAUUAGUUCAACCAAAUCGUUAGCAAGAUUAAUUACAAAUUUUUGUGAACCAAGCAAUAUAUCAAACAAUCAGUCUAAUAGUAAACAAAAGUUAAACUCUAAGGUUAGUUUAAUCAAACAAUCAUUAAGAAAACAUGUUCCAAUGAUAUUAGUGAAAUAUAUUCAUUUAUCAAUCAAUAAUCCAUUUGAUAUUCAAGAUAGAAGUGUAUUAUUGCCAUCUAUUUAUAGUGUAUUCAAUCUACUAUCACAAAACGAGUUGAGUUUAGUAAAUUCUAUCCUUGACAACUCAAGUAAACAAUACUUCAAAUCAGUAUACAACGAAUAUAAAAGAACUGGUAAGUGGCAUGAAGAUUAA
Molecule: messenger RNA, 3504 nt
Organism: Arxiozyma heterogenica
Lineage: Eukaryota; Fungi; Ascomycota; Saccharomycetes; Saccharomycetales; Saccharomycetaceae
Gene: URB2
Product: ribosome biogenesis protein URB2
Exons: 1
Coding region: 1-3504 (1167 amino acids)
Source: RefSeq, a predicted model, not a curated record